This is a messenger RNA of Parnassius mnemosyne (clouded apollo), 1668 nucleotides long. The record is from the annotation of a GenBank genome assembly. NCBI's taxonomy places the organism in Eukaryota, Metazoa, Arthropoda, Insecta, Lepidoptera, Papilionidae.
AUGACUUUUCGACCUCUUCCGGCUGACGAAAUAGCCAAAUUAUUGAAUGAAAUAAACGAAGACAGUGAAGAUGGUAUGGAAGAUGACGAUGACAGUGUUGCAGAUCCUGAUUAUCGAGCUGAGGAUGAGAUGGAACAAGAGCAGUUUUCUGGCGAUGAAAAUGAAGAUGAUGAAGUGAACCUUGAAGAGAUCAUUCAUAGUUUAGAAGACAAUCAACCUGAUCCGUCUCCAUCUACUUCUGCUGUGCCAACUAGAUCGCAACAAACCCAAUCUGUGGUACAACCUAGAAAGCCACUAAAACUCAACCUGCGAUGGAAAAUGAAAAGCCUGCUUUUGAAUGAGCAUCAGUUACGUUUUCUUGGAAACGAAAACUUACCAACAAAUGUUCUAGAGCUUGACACGCCGAUCCAGAUUUUCUUGUCCUUGUUUUCUAAAGAUUUAAUUGAUUUUAUAGCAACUCAAACUAAUUUAUAUAUUGUGCAAAAGGAUCCCAAUAAUAAUUUUCGGGUUUCCACAACAGACAUCCAGCAAUUUAUUGGCAUAGUGUACAUCAUGUCUUUGGUACAGCUUCCUCGAGUUACCCAUCAUUGGAAACAAUAUCUUUGCGUCGAUGAGCAAAUAUGCUCUACGAAAGCUAGAAAUAACUUGAAAAGAUAUAACCCGAAAAAGCCUCACAAAUGGGGUUAUAAGAUUUACGUUCUCAGUGGAGUAUCUGGAUUUGCGUAUAAAAUCGAACCCGAAACUGGCUCAGAAAAUGUGGUACUGCCCAACGAACCUGAUCUUGGUGCUUCCUCAAAUGUUAUCGUGCGUCUAUCAAGAGAAAUACCUCGCAACCAAAAUUACAGAUUAUAUUUUGACAAUUACUUUACAAGCUUGCCACUGCUAGAAUACUUGUCACAAAACGGUAUACUGAGUCUUGGUACAAUACGCCGAAACAGGAUUCCAGAUUGCAAAUUACCUACAGACAAAGAAAUGUCCAAAAAAGACAGAGGCUAUUCUGUUGAGUAUGUUGCUGAUGUCAACGGUGUGGAUGCAGCAACCGUAGCCUGGAAAGAUAACAAAGUAGUAAAUUUAGCAUCCAGUUUUGUCGGAGAAAUGCCAAAAGCACAGGUGAGGAGGUAUGACAAGAAGACCAAGCAGUACAUAACAAUUGAUCGUCCAAAUAUUGUUGGAGAAUAUAAUCGCCACAUGGGUGGCGUAGACCUUAUUGAUAGCAUCAUGGGAUGCUACAAAAUACGGCUUCGUAGCAAAAGGUGGCAGGUUAGAAUGUUUUAUCAUUUAUUGGACUUGAGUAUAGCAAACGCAUGGCUUCUUUACAAAAGAAUUCAAAAGGCUAAGGGAUUGCAGGAAAAACAUUUGAACUCGGCUGAUUUUCGGCUUCAAGUUGCUACAACUUUAUGUAAGCUUAGUGUACCAUCGAAGAUAAAGAACCGUCGAUCUAUCGAAAACGAACUUCAAUCAAAACGACACAAAGGUCCAGCACAACAUAUUCCUCCAGUGGCAAUCAGGCAGGAUCAGACAGGACACUGGCCUGUUUGGACAGAAAAGAGAAUUCGCUGCAAAUUUCCUAAAUGCUCUGGUGUCUCGCAAACAAUAUGCGAGAAGUGUGGCGUUGCUUUGUGCUACAAUAAACAUAACAAUUGUUUCAAACAAUUUCACCUAAGUUAA